CUACAUUCGCCCGAAGGAGGCGUCAGCGAUAAAAAGCGAGCCGUCAUGUUUCUGUUCCUCCCUCUCUGCCGCUGUCCGUCGGCCAGGCUGCCGCUCCACUCAAGCACCCGUAACAAAACACCGGAAAACAACCAUGUCUGAAAAGCUUCCGUACAAAGUCGCUGACAUCAGCCUGGCCGAAUGGGGGCGGAAGGCCAUCGAGAUUGCAGAGAAUGAGAUGCCUGGUCUGAUGAAGAUGAGGGACAUGUAUGGUCAGUCCAAGCCUCUGAAGGGUGCCCGCAUCGCUGGCUGCCUCCACAUGACCCUACAGACGGCCGUGCUAAUCGAGACCCUCACCGCCCUCGGAGCAGAGGUUCAGUGGUCAAGCUGUAACAUCUUCUCCACUCAGGAUCACGCUGCUGCAGCUAUUGCCAAAUCUGGCGUUCCAGUAUAUGCGUGGAAAGGUGAGACAGAUGAAGAGUACGUGUGGUGCAUCGAACAAACUAUUUACUUCAAAGAUGGGCAGCCCCUCAACAUGAUUCUGGAUGAUGGAGGAGACCUCACCAACCUGGUCCACAAGAAGUACCCCAAGCUGUUGGCAGGCAUCCGUGGGGUUUCAGAAGAAACCACAACAGGUGUCCACAACCUGUACAAAAUGCUGAAGAAGGGUGAUCUGAAGAUCCCUGCCAUCAAUGUCAACGACUCUGUCACAAAGAGCAAGUUUGACAACCUGUACGGCUGCAGGGAGAGUCUGAUCGACGGCAUCAAGCGAGCCACCGAUGUGAUGAUCGCUGGUAAAGUGGCUGUUGUGGCAGGCUACGGUGACGUGGGAAAGGGCUGCGUCCAGGCUCUGCGUGGGUUCGGAGCGCGCGUCAUCGUCACGGAGAUCGACCCCAUUAAUGCCCUACAGGCCGCCAUGGAGGGUUAUGAAGUUACCACAAUGGACGAAGCCUCCAAGGAGGGGAACAUCUUUGUCACCACCACCGGCUGUGAGGACAUCAUCCUGGGACAGCACUUUGAGAACAUGAAGGAUGAUGCUAUAGUUUGUAACAUCGGUCACUUUGACUGUGAGAUUGACAUGAACUGGCUCAACAAAAAUGCUGCAGAGAAGGUCAACAUCAAGCCUCAGGUCGACCGCUAUCGGCUGAAGAACGGGAACCACAUCAUUGUCCUGGCUGAGGGCAGACUGGUCAACCUGGGCUGUGCCAUGGGACACCCGUCCUUUGUCAUGAGCAACUCCUUCACCAAUCAGGUGUUGGCUCAGAUUGAGUUGUGGACGAACACUGCCAAAUACCCCUUGGGAGUCUACUUCUUGCCGAAGAAGUUGGAUGAGCAGGUGGCAGCCGCCCAUCUGGAUAAACUGGGAGUUAAACUGACCAAGCUGACAGACAAGCAGGCCAAGUACCUGGGUCUGUCCACCGAGGGGCCCUUCAAACCGGACCACUAUCGCUACUGAGCCUCCUGAUGAGGAGCGGGGGGGUGUUUUGGUGGGUGAGACCAGCUCACACUCUGGCACCGUGGCCUCAAGCUCCUUUUCUAGGAUACAGAGACAAUUGUCUUCACUUCAAACAACUUUCCAAAUCAAAAGCAAUGUCUGUUCCCGAGUUUCACCCUGUAUUGAUCCAAGUGAUUCAGAGAGCAACCGUCUGAAGGUAAAAUAAAAGGUAAUCUUCCAAUCUGCUGGUGUCGAAGCAGCUCGGCAAAUGACGUUCAUCCUAAGCUGAAGUCCGCUUUUUAUGGGAGUUUGUUCAGGCAGGAUUCAAAGCAGCGUCCGACUGAGAACUUCUUCACUCGUGUCCUCCAUGUUUCUGACAGUGACGCCGUGAAACCUGCUUCUGUGAUCUUGAGACGCCAUCAUGCGUUACUGUGACUCUUAACAGUAAGAUGAUUCUUGUCUGUCAUUCUCUCGUCUCUUCACUGAGUGAAUCAGGGCAAACUGCUCCACCUACAGCCGCCUCACUUCAGCUGUCGCAUCGCUUUACGCUGCUGUACUUGAUCUGAGCGAGAGGCGUUCGCCACAUAACCAGGUUGACUGGUGGAAAGAAGCUCUGCUGCCAAAGUUUUCCCCGACUGGUGGAGUUUUAUUUUCUGCUGCCUCAUCCAUAUUUUAUUGUGAUUAUUUAAUUGACUUGAAGGGCUGAAGCAUUCCCUUUGUGUCUGGAUGUUAACAGACCAGGGUGACGUUAAAGUAGUUCUCAACGGUUACAGCCUGACGAGAUCAGCACUUGUAUCGAAACGGUCAAGUGUGACGAUGGAGAAUAAAAAUAAUUUUGAAUACUUGU
Messenger RNA from Betta splendens (Siamese fighting fish), 2261 nucleotides. RefSeq names its product adenosylhomocysteinase (gene ahcy). Gene Ontology annotation, cellular component: cytosol. The transcript has 11 exons. The coding region runs from base 134 to 1435 and encodes 433 amino acids. The record is from RefSeq and is a predicted model, not a curated record. Gene Ontology annotation, biological process: L-methionine cycle. Gene Ontology annotation, molecular function: adenosylhomocysteinase activity. Lineage: Eukaryota; Metazoa; Chordata; Actinopteri; Anabantiformes; Osphronemidae.